UGGAGUUUGAAUUUUACCAGUGGAAGCGACCUCACUAGCUUGUAGCCGAUAAAGGAGCAGCGCGCCCAAACGUUCUUCACCAUGAGCUGGGCAGUGGAGGAGUGGAAGGAUGGCCUUCCAGGGAAAGCCCUGCAGAAGAUCCAGGAGAUUGAAGGCCAGCUGGACAAACUCAAGAAGGAGCGGACCCAGAAACAGUUUCAACUGGACUCACUGGAGGCUGCCCUGCAGAAACAGAAACAGAAGGCGGACAGCGAGCGUAACGAGGUUUCUGCCAUGAAGAGAGAAAACCAGUCCUUAGUGGAGUCGUGUGACUCUCUGGAGAAAGCCCGUCAAAAAGCUGUCCAUGACCUCGGAGUCAAAGAGCAGCAGGUAAACUACUUGGAAGGACAGCUCAGCUCCUGCAAGAGGACAAUAGAGCGACUGGAGCAAGAGCUCAAGAAGUACAAAAAUGAGUUGGAUCGUUCUCAGCCCUCUUCCUCGGGCUCUUCGUCGUUGUCAUCCUGCUCUGAGCUGCAGCCCUACACCACACCGCAGAAGAGUUUCCUUACCCCAGCUGCCACCCCAGCCUACAGGCAGCAGGAUAACAGACUCGAGGAACUUCAGGAGAAAUACAAUGCAGAGGUGGAGGAAAGGAAGAGACUGGAGACUGAACUCAAAGUCCUGCAGGUCAAAUUGUUGAAUCAGCCAUCAGCCAGUGUAAGCCACAAAAACAUUGCUGCCCGCCAACAAGCUGGAUCUUCCAUAUUCCCAUGGCAACAGCAGGACCAGACCCAGAGCCGCCAGUCGCAGGACACUUUGGAAACGCCUCUAAAGAGGCGGGGGGCCUCUGGCAUGUCCCUGUGGGAUGCCCAUGAGGAGACGCCAAUUAAACUCAGUCAGCGAGUCAGCUCGUCCAGAGUUGCACAGAGUCCUGCUGGCUCCUCUCAGCAGGCGGAGCAGCUCCGGGCUCUUAACCAAGAGCUGCGUGGUCGUGUGUCAGAGCUGGAGAGGAGUCUGUCCUCUCAGGAGAAGGAGCUUCGUAGUCAGGCCUCCAAAAUACAGGACCUGCAAACCCAACUGGAGCAGGCCCGCAAAGAGCUGACCGAGCGGGACAGAGACCUGGCUAAGACUCGCCAUGAGCUCAGCCAGGCCACAGACAGACACCAGCAGGUUGAAACCAAGUGUUCAUCGGUGGAGCAAAAGCUGAAACAAGUCACGGAGGAGAUGAGCUGUCAGAGGCACAACGCUGAGAGCUGCAGACGAGCCCUAGAGCAGAAAGUCAAGGAUCAGGAGAGAAACAGCCAGAAGGAGUUGGCCCAACUGCAGAGUUCCCACCAGGCUUUGGAGCAGCAGCUGAACCAGUCCAGAACCAAGCUGACCCAGGAGAUCCAGCAGUCCAAGAAAGAGUACAACGUAUUACAGGCUGACAUGGAGAAGCUGAGUUUCCAGAGGAGUCAGGUGGAGAAGGAGGUGGAGGAGCAGAGACAGAAGCUGUUGAGGUCAGAGCAGAUCCUCCAGGCAAGCCAGUCCAAAGAGCAGGACCUCCGCAAGAAGAUAGAGGAGCUGCAGAAAGAGAAGAACUGUGUGUCUGUCCAGUUAGAUCAGAGCAGCAGGCGUCUGUCCCAGCUGGAGGAUGAGAAGAAGAGUUCAGAGCAAAGCCUCAAACGCACCCAGGGGUUACUGGACGACCUCAAAGCUAAAUCAGAGGCGCAGGCAGAAGAACUGAAGGGGCUUCGAUCAAAACUGGAACAGCAGACUCAGUGUGCCGCCCGGGAACUGGAAAACCUGAAGAAGACACUUUCAGAUGCAGAGGCCAAAAAUGACAGGACUCAGAGUGAACUGCAGAAACAGAAAGUAGAAACAGAGCAGCUGACCAAUAAACUGACAGUCCUCGAAAAGGAAAGUCAGGAGCUAAAAACCAGCCUCACGUCAAGCCGCAAGGAGUGUGUCGAAUUGAGGCAGGAGCACGAAGCUCUUCUCGGAUGGAAGAAGGAGAAGGAGACCCUGAUUAAUGAAACCGAGUCUGUGCAGAAAGACCUGACUGAAAAAAUCAGAGACUUGGAGAGGAGUCUCAGCUCAUCAAAUGAGGCCACUGAUGAACUAAAGAAGCAGCUCACGAGUACAGAGGGAGAGAAAGCCGGUCUGUCGGCGCACAUCGACUCCUUGAAAGGAGAGCUCCUCAACAAGAGCACAGAUCUGGAGGAGAAGGAGCGCCAGUAUGAGGAGCUCCAGUCGAAACUCUCUGAGGCUGGAGAGAAACACGCCAAAGACCUGGAGAACGUUGGUCUGCAGGUGGCACGACUUGAGGCACAGGUGAGAGAUCUGGAGUUGCGGCUACAACAGGAAGUGACUCGGGCAGAGCUGGCUGAGAAGUGUAAUGCUGAGCUGCAGGACCAGCACCAGGCAGCCUGCGACCUGGCCCACUCCAAAGACCAGCUGGUAGAGCUGGGCCAGGCUGAGAUCAGUCAGCUCCGAGAGAGCCUGGCACAGGCCAACGCACAGCAAGACACACAGCAUGCCAGGCUGACAGAAGAGAAGGAAGCCAUACUGAAGCAGUGUGAGGAGAGCAUCGCAGCCAAAGUUGAGGAGGCUGAGCAGGCCAAACUCUGUUUGGAGGAGGCUCGGCAAGAGCUGCAGCUCACUGUAAACCAGCUCAGUUCCACGGAAUACUCCCUGAAGAUCCAGGAGAACUUGAGAGCUGAGUUGCAGGAACGUAUCAAGGUGCUGUCUGACAGUGAAGAGAACUACAAGAAGAUGUCGGAGAAAACAUCAGAGGCCCUCAAACAGGUUGAAGUGGAGCUUCAGGAUCUGCGAAGCCAGGCGGAGGAGAGGGAGAAGCAGAUCAGAGAGUCUGAGGCUAAAAUACUGUGUCUGGAGGGAAAAAACGCUGAGCUGGAAAUUAAAACUCAAGAGAUAAAGAAUGAAGCAGAGGUUUUCCAGUGCUCUCAGGCUGAGAAGAUACACAACCUGCUGGGGCAGAUAUCUACACUGGAAGAAGAGGUCGCUGUGAGAAAAGAGGCAGCAGAAAAGCUUCCUGCCUUGAAGGAUGAGCUGGACGUAGCCAACCAGUCCUGUGCUGAUCUUAAGAAGUCUCUAGAAGCUCUGGAGAAGAGUCACUCCACAACUGCUGAAAUGAACAACAACUUGGAGAACACCCUGACUGAGAAAAUUAACCACAUCUCUACUUUAGAGAAAGAGCUCAAAGAGGUGACGCAGAGGAUGAGCAAAGAGUCAGAGAGCCAUGUCUCAGAGAUGGAAAAUUUCCUCAACAAACAGAAGAGCCUUAAAGAGCAGCUCGAAGCCAUAAAGCUGUCAGAAAAUGCCAUUAAAGAGCAAUCAACUGCUCACCAGAAGGAGAUCAAGAGCCUGAAGACGACUCUGUCUGCUGCUUCGACAGGCCUGGAGGAGAGAGACAACAAGAUAAAGAGUCUGAAGGAAAGGCUGAAUAAAGCAGAGUCGGAGCAGGCCAAAGCUUCAGAUGCCCUGAAGGAGAAGACGAUUGCCAUGAACAAGAUCAAGGUGCAGCUGGAGAUGCUGCAAAUGGACCUUGAGGACAACGAGACGGCCAUGAAUUCCUUUGACAGUCAGGUGGAGGAGUUGAGAGGAGCCGUGGCAUCACUGGAGGGACAGCUAGUGCAGAGCGAAGCCCAGAAGUCUGAGAUGGAAGCCAGACUGGAGGACAGCCAAGCCCAGGUCUCUGUCUUGGAAGCACGGUUGGAGGAAGUCCAAGCUCAGAAUUCCCUGCUGGAGACACAGUAUGUUACAGCGAGCUCUGAAAUCACACGUCUCGAAGAGGACGCUGUCCAACGAAAGUGCCAAGAGGAGAAAGCUGUUACAUUAGAGUCCAAACUCAGUGAAGUAAUGGAGCAAAAUGUCAAGUUGGAGGAAGCUCUCGAAGAAAAACAAGUUAAUCUCUCCCGACUAUUCGGUGAGAAAAACGGCCUUGAGUCUACUUUGAACCAGGUGUUGGAUGACAAAGAGCGAGUUGAAGCUAACUUGAUUCAAAUAAGUGGAGAGAAGAAACAGCUGGAAGCCAACUUGGACAAGCUAGCCGAAGAAAGUGACCAACUGCAUAUCAGGAUGAGACAGUUAACUGAGGAACAACAGCAAGCAGAAACUAAAAUUAAUCAAAUGACUGAAGAAAAACAAGAAACUGAAUCAACACUAAGACUGCUCAUGGAGGAGAAAGCCCAACUAGAUAUGAUUCUGAACCAGAUAAAUGAGGAGAAGCUUAAACUAGAAGCUAAUUUGAACCAGCGCUCUCAUGAGAACAGCCAGCUGGAGGCAAACUUAAAACAGGCAACUGAGCAGAACCAGCUGCUUGAAGGAAACUUGCACUGCCUAACUGAGGAAAAGGUUCAAACAGAAGCUAAACUUAACCUAUUAACUGAGGAGAAACAACAGCUAGAGACCAGCCUGAUGCAGCUGACAAAGGAGACCAACACACUCCCGGUAGCUGAUGAUAGAGCCCAGCUUGAGGCUAAACUAAGUGAACUAACUCAUGAGAAAAAUGAUUUGGAGUCUAAGUUGAAUCAAAUAGCAGAAGAGAAGCUUCAGUUGGAAACUAGUUUCAACCAGCUGACUGAAGAAAAGGUUGAACUAGAAGUAAGUCUAAACCACAUCACUGAAGAGAAGCUCCAACUUCAAGCCAGCAUCAAGAAGCAUGAGGAGGAGGUGGCUUCAGUCAGACAGCAGAACGACUGUAUCCAGGGCUCCCACCAGUCCCUGAUGCAGGAACACCAGCAGCUGAAGGAGGAACUGGAGCUAAGAGAGAAGAGGAGUGAGGAGGAGUGCAGAGAAAGGAGCCAGCAGUUUGAGGCAGAGCAGGCAGAGCUGCAUCAGAAGCUGGCUGGACUUCAGAAGGAGCUGGCUGUGUUCAAACAGCAGUAUGAUUCACUGCUGGAGCAGGUAGGCCAGCAGCACAGCCUGAUACAGCAGCUCUCAGAGACGGAGGGAAGCCAGGACUCCAGAGAAAGUGCUGCGCCUGAGGAGUUCAAAGAGACAGAAUUCAGAGUAGAAGCUGCUCAUCAGCCAGCUGACCUGGAGCCAAUCACAGAGUCAAAACUGAAUACAGACUUCAGUGACAACAUGGAGACCCUUCCAGCAAAGGAACAGCUGAGCCCAAGGGCCUCUGACCUGAAUGAACUGUCUGAUGAAGCCGUUGGGAGUCCCAUCGAGGAUAAGACACAGGAGGUUUUAAGGGGAGACCUCGGUGAGGAGCAGCAGAUGGUCCAGCAGCAUCUGGAGGAGGAGGUUCCUGCAGACAGCCCACCAACCACAGAGCCAUCCCAGUCUCAAACCAACCUCAGCCCCUACAGGGAAAGAGUCAGACAAUUAGAAAAUGAGCUCCAGACCCUCCGGGGCGAGUGUGACUUCUUGAACUCUGAUCUUACCCUGAGAAAGGAGUUGACCUCUGAGCUGGAAGUCAAAGUUCAAAACUUAGAGUGCAGUAUUCAGGCAGCAGAGGAAGAGGGGCAUGGCACUGCACAUAAGCUCAGCAUCGCUCUGGUGGAGAAGAAAGCCCUUGCAGACCAGGUUUCUGAGCUGUCAAAGGAGCGGGAGGAGUUGACUCUCCAGCUGCAGACAGCUAAAUGUCAGCUGUCUGAUGUCAUGCAGAUGUUGGAAGGGCUGGAGAUGGCAAAAGGGGGCUGGGAUGAGAAGUUCCUCCAGCAGGAGAGUGAGUUGAAGAGGGUUCGCUCUGAGAAGGCCAACCUAGAGCAGCACAUCCUGGGCAUGGAGAGCGAGCUGGAGACCCUGCUGGAGGAGAGAACUAAGCUGGAGGGAGAGGUGGAGACCCAGAGGAGGACUUGUUCGGGCAUGGAGCAGCAGAUAGAGACACUCAUGACAGAGACCACCCAACUGAGGUCAGAGCUCGUGUGCUACACCGAGGAGCGAGAUGAGUUGAGCCAGUCGGUGGACCGAUGGAGAGAUCAAGUGCACAGCCUGGAAAGGACAAACUGCGACACCAGACAGGUGAUCUCCAUCCUGGAGGAGGACAUCAGAGCAGGGAGGAAGGAGUACGAAACCUUACAGAGCAACAUGGACAAACUAGAGGAGGAGAGGCAACAGCUGUUGGAGCAAGUUCAGGCGCUGGAACGUGCGAUCACCCAGCAGAGUGGAGAAAAUCAGGAGCUAAUCAGCCAGCUUGACAAGUUCAGAGAGGACCAGACCUCCACCAGCCAGAACUCUGAGUCCAUGGUCGGCAAGAUAGAGGCUUUAGAGGGAGAGGUGAGUCGUCUGUCUCAGUCCCUCGAGUCCUCCCUCUUAGAAAAAGGAGAGAUCGCCUCUCGUCUAAACUCCACACAGGAUGAGGUCAAACAGAUGAGAACUGGCAUUGAGAAGCUCCAGGUCCGCAUUGAGUCAGACGAAAGAAAGAAGAGGAAGAUGGGAGAGCUGCUGAAAGCUGCCCAAAGGAAGUCAGACUCACUGCAGGACCGCAUCGAUGCACUGGAGAGAGAGAAUGAAGGGGUGGAGCAGAGCCUGGAAGAGGCUGUGUUACAGGCUGAGACAGCCAAGGCUGAGCUGGAGGAGAUGGAGGAGGAGAAGAAAAAGGUGGAGGAAGAGAAAAAAGAGCUUGGCGAAAAACUAUCAGCACUGUCUGUCGACCUGAACAACCUGAGAUCUGAGAAAGAACGCCUGGAGAGAGAGCUGGAAACCAAAAACAAAGAGAUAGAGGACCUGAAGGCCACCAAGGAAGAGCUGGAGAGAGGGAUGGAGACGGCAGAGAUGGUUAGAAGAGAGGAGGAGGAAAGGGAGAAGUGCAGGGUGGAGGAGCUGCAGAAGGGCAUGAGAGAGGAGGCAGAAAAACAGAUAAAACGAGUGGAUGACCUUCAGGCCCAGCUGGAAGCGUCCCGGCAGAGAGAGAUCUCCCUCGAACAAAAGAACACAGAAACAGAGGGGGACAAAGAAAGGAUGCAGUCUCUGCUGGAGGAGCUGGAGAAAAAGAAAGGGAAUUUGCAGAGUUCUUUGGAGGAGCAAGAGAAAGAGAGGGAGAGCCUGCAGACCCGUGUGAAACAUUUAGAAGAAGAGAGCGCGAUGCUUAAAGCAACCAUAAAAACUAAAGAGGAAGAAAGAGUCGGGUUAGAAAGGGAGAGGGAGAAGAGGGAUGUAGAUCAGAGGGAGGCCACAGAAAACAUCUCCUCUCUCAUGGCUGAGAACGAACGGAUGAAAGGAGAGAACGGGCGGCUAGUGGAGGAAAGAGAGGAAUUGCACUCCAAGCUUUCCACAGUAGAAAACGAGCUAGAUAACUUGCACUCUGCUCUUUCAUCCCUAGAGGAAGAGAGAGGGAAUCUGGCACAGGAGAAGGAGAAGCUUCUUUCUAACCUCUCCUUGACAGAAAAGGAGAAGGAGGACAUGCGUUCUGCUCUCUCUUCAUUACAGCAAGGGAAGGAAAAAGCAGAGGAGGAGAAGGUGAAGUUAGAGGGUGAAAAACAGAAAUUGGAGUCUUCCCUGACUUUGAUAAAAGAAGAAAGAGAGAGCCUUAGCUUGUUACAUUCUUCGCUGGAAAAAGAGAAGGAGAGUACAGAAGGCGAGAGAGACAGACUAGCAGAGGAACAAGAGAAACUUCAAUCUAGAGUUUUGUCUCUGGAGAAACAGCUGGAAACAAACAUGUCCAUGUCACAGCUCACUGACCAGGUGUCAGAGCUGUCGUCUCGUGCUGCCCGUCUGGUCAAAGAGAGAGACUCUGCCCUCAGCAAGAUGAAUCUUUGGAUGAAGAACUGCAAACAGCUGGAGCAGGAAAAGCAGAUGAUGUUAACUACCUCAGCAGAUGGAGAGAGCAGUGAGGAGGCUCGAGCUGAGGUGAACCAGCUGAAGGCGGAGGCUGAGGACAGAAAGACAGAAGUGAAUGACCUGAAGACAGCCCUGGAGGAGAGGAGGAAGGAGGCUGAGGAGAAGAAGAAUGAGGUACAAGAAAAAAACAAAGAGGUGGAAGAGCUGAAGGCUUCCUUGGAGGGGAGGAAGAAGGAAUUACAAGAGAAGGACAAAGAGUUGGAGGAGACGAUGAAGGAGCUACAUGAGGUCAACAAACAGCUGGAGGAGAGGAGCAGAGAGGCCGACGAGAGCAUGGACAAAUACUGCAGCCUGAUGGUCCGCGUCCACAAGCUUGAAGAGACCAACGACAAGCUGACGGCUCGCCUCAAGCAGGUCACCACUAGCCAACAGGCUGAUCACACCAACAGCGAGAAUAUCACAGGAAAUGUUGAUGACAACAGUAGCGUUCGUCGCUCAGGCAGGAAGUCUGCCUCCAAACGGCAAGAAGAAAUAAGGGCUGACAACACCGAGAACGUGGCUCCUUCAGCUUCUGAGAGUACCCUUCAGCGGGUGUCUCCAGGGAAACGGGGUCACGGUGACAUCAGUGGAAAAGACAGUGCCAAGGAGGCCCUGCACAACCUGACAAAGAGGAUCAAGGCCAACGCUGCCAUGGCGACCACACCCAAACCAAAAAGUGAACGGGAAGAGGAAUUCAUCCCAGAGGGACUUCCUGAGCUGGUGCAGAAAGGUUUUGGAGAUAUUCCUCAAGGGGAGGCCAGUCCGUUCAUCAUGAGAAGGACCACAGUGAGGCGCUGUAGCCCUCGGCUGGCGGCGAGACAGACCGCCAUCACUUUGAGUGACACAUCAGCACCUGACAGCAGGGUUUUGGAGCCCCUGUCCCUCCAGAGUCCCUCUGCCGGUGUGGCCCCCUCUGUGAUUGACAGCUCGGACAGAAAGUCCACUUCCCCCGGCUGUGAGGAGAAGAACAGUCGCCGCUCGCUGAGUUUGCGGAAAACUCCAGAACAGAAAGAGAAAAGACAAAUGGCUUUAAGAGAACAAGCACAGCAAGGAGAAAACUGUCAAGUUCAGUAGAUGAACACGCACACACACACUCACACCUUUUACACUCCACAUUUAGUAGACAGAUAAACAUGCAUACUCCUACACACACAAUAGAUACAUACACUACUACUAAAGGCUUUUUUAAGCAAAAAUCCACCCUAAGACACUUUAAAAGACAACUCUGGUUAUUUUCAGCCAGGGCCUAAUUUGCUGAGAUGACAAUUGAAAUUGAAAAUUUAAUUUGAUUUACCCCUUCACUGUGUGUGCACUGGGCAGCAGGGCUCUCAGUGACUUGGGAGCGCUGCCGCCCCCAAAAAUUUCAACAUGAUCAGUCAUCUUGAUGGCAAAAUCUAGGAGUUGGAAAAAACUGGAUUUAUCUUUUAACAGUUUAAAAAAAAAAAAAAAAACAACUCUUUGUGAUGUACCUUGCAAUUCAGGGUUCAUGUUGUUUGGUGUUGUAUUUU
Messenger RNA from Myripristis murdjan (pinecone soldierfish), 9257 nucleotides. It is a transcript of the gene cenpf, whose product is annotated as centromere protein F. Gene Ontology annotation, cellular component: spindle pole; chromosome, centromeric region; nucleus. Gene Ontology annotation, biological process: mitotic cell cycle; regulation of G2/M transition of mitotic cell cycle; metaphase chromosome alignment. The record is from RefSeq and is a predicted model, not a curated record. Bases 82 to 8823 code for a protein of 2913 amino acids. NCBI's taxonomy places the organism in Eukaryota, Metazoa, Chordata, Actinopteri, Holocentriformes, Holocentridae. Gene Ontology annotation, molecular function: microtubule binding; transcription factor binding; dynein complex binding. The transcript has 37 exons.